CGCCAUCUCGCCAGGAAGCAACUUCACAUCAUACACGACAACAACCGGACUCCCUCAAAACUUGACAAUGGCUCAAGGCAAGCAAUUUUCAGCGUUGGUGCUCAUCGCCGAUGGCUCCGAGGAAGUUGAGACGGUCACCCCUCUCGAUGUCUUGGUAAGAGCCGGAUUCACAACAGUCAAAUCUGUGGGUGUCAACCUUAAGAAUCCUCUUUACGCCCAAUGCUCCCGCGGAAUCAAAAUUAUCCCGGACAUUCCCUCGCCGCAUGAGAUUCCCGAUCGUCUAGUCGAUGCAGCAGACAUUCUGAUCCUUCCUGGAGGUGCACCAGGAGCAAAGACUUUCUGCGAAAGCGAGGAAGUCUUACGUCUAGUUCGCGAGUUUCGCAACGAAGGAAAAUGGGUUGCGGCGAUAUGUGCUGGAACCACGGCCCUCAUUGAGAGCGUCAAGUCGCCACGUGCCGAGGGCGAGGCUGCUAAGAAGUGCAGGGUCACAUCACACCCAUCGGUGAAGCAGGAAAUUGUAGAUGCUGGUUGGACGUAUGCUGAUGACAGCGAGAGGGUCGUACUUGAUGGGAAGAUCAUUACGAGUCGAGGUCCAGGUACCGCAUUGCUGUUCUCGCUUACCAUUGUUGAGCAAUUGGCCGGAAAGGCGAAGAGAGAGGAGAUUCAAGGACCAAUGAUCUGUGCCGAGACUCUAUAAAGCAAUGGCGUACACCAAUGAAGGACUGCACAUGUAAACGCCCUUCCCAUGUGUAGAACAUUGUCACAUCCACUCUCUUGAAUCAUCAUAGUAGAGCAACAACGAGCUGUAGACAGGCACACUUAUAUCUCGUAGCGAGGGAUCUAGCGCACGAAGUCGGUGACACAAGGUAUUUCGAUCACACUGCUGCUAGUUGGGAAAUUAUCGUGCCUGGAGGCAGCUACAAGUUUGACAAUGUCUCGCUAACGGGGAGGACACGAUACCUACCUUUACGUGGUCACCGUGAUGGUGACCUCCAGUGUAGUAGGAUAGCCGGACAGUAUGGGAGAAGUAAUG
Messenger RNA from Aureobasidium subglaciale EXF-2481, 1033 nucleotides. RefSeq lists its product as uncharacterized. Gene Ontology annotation, molecular function: protein deglycase activity. Gene Ontology annotation, cellular component: nucleus; cytosol. Bases 68 to 697 code for a protein of 209 amino acids. Lineage: Eukaryota; Fungi; Ascomycota; Dothideomycetes; Dothideales; Saccotheciaceae. The transcript has 3 exons. Gene Ontology annotation, biological process: protein deglycation, glyoxal removal; guanine deglycation, glyoxal removal. The record is from RefSeq and is a predicted model, not a curated record.